AUGGCCGCGAAGUCGGACGGCGGCGGCGGCGGCGGCGGCCCGGCCGUGAGCCUGGAGAGCCCCGGGGGCGGCGGCGGCGGCGACGGCGGGGGGGUGGGGGGGGGGAGGCGGGCGGGGGGGGCCGCGUCCCCCCCGUCCCGGCGGUACCGGCUGCGGGACGGCUGCUGGGUGCUGGGCGCGCUGCUCGUCUGCUUCGCGGACGGCGCCUCGGACCUGUGGCUGGCGGCCCACUACUACGUGCGGGGGCAGCGGUGGUGGUUCGGGCUGACGCUGCUCUUCGUGCUGCUGCCCUCGCUCGUGGUGCAGCUGCUCAGCUUCAGGUGGUUCGUCUACGACUUCGCCGCCGGCACCAAGGGCAGCGCCGGCAGCACCAAGGACAGCGCCCGCGGCCCCCGCGGCUGCUGCCGCCUCUGCGUCUGGCUGCUGCAGGGCUGCAUCCACCUGCUGCAGCUGGGGCAGGUCUGGAGGUACCUCCGCACGCUGUACCUGGGGCUGCAGAGCCGGUGGCAGGCCGAGCACCGCCGCCGCCACUUCUACUGGCGGAUGAUGUUUGAGAGCGCGGACAUCAGCAUGCUGCGCCUGCUGGAGACCUUCCUGAAGAGCGCGCCCCAGCUCGUGCUGCAGCUCAGCAUCAUGGUGCAGCAGAACAGCAUCGAGCCGCUGCAAGGGCUCUCGGCCUCGGCCUCGCUCGUCUCCCUGGCGUGGAUGAUCGCCUCCUACCAGAAGGUGCUGCGGGACUCGCGGGAGGACAAGCUGCCCAUGUCGUACAAGGGGGCCAUCGUGCAGAUCCUGUGGCACCUCUUCACCAUCGCCGCCCGCGCCAUCGCCUUCGCCCUCUUCGCCUCCGUGUUCCAGCUCUACUUCGGCAUCUUCAUCGUCACCCACUGGUGCAUCAUGACCUUCUGGAUCAUCCAGGGCGAGACGGACUUCUGCAUGUCCAAGUGGGAGGAGAUCAUCUACAACAUGGUGGUGGGCAUCAUCUACAUCUUCUGCUGGUUCAACGUCAAGGAGGGACGGAGCCGCUACCGCAUGUGCAUCUACUACGUCAUCACGCUGUCCGAGAACGCCGCCCUCACCGUCCUCUGGUUCCUCUACUACGACCGCGAGACCACGUCCGACUUCGACGCCUUAAUCCUCGUCUGCGUGGUCAGCUCCAGCUUCGCCCUCGGCAUCUUCUUCAUGUUCAUCUACUACUGCCUCUUGCACCCCAACGGCCCCAUGUUCGGCCCCCACGCCGGGGGCUGCAUUUUCCGGCAGCGGCCGGCACCGGCGCCGGGGUCCCCCGCGGACGCCGUCACCAGCCCCCCGCGCUCGCUGCCGCGGACUACAGGGGGGGAGCGGGAAGGGGCGCCGGGGGACCGGGACAGCUGCGUGCCCGUCUUUCAGGUGCGGCCCUGUGCCCCGCCGCCGCCGGCCGCCCGCGCCCCGCGGACAGAGGGCCCCGUCAUCCGCAUAGACCUGCCCAGGAAGAAGUACCCGGCCUGGGACGCCCACUUCAUCGACCGGCGCCUGCGGAAGACCAUCCUGGCGCUGGAGUACGCCUCCCCGACCACCCCGCGCCUGCAGUACCGCACCGCCGGCGCUGCCCAGGAGCUCCUGGAGUACGAGACCACCGUGUAGGGCGGGCGCGGGGCUGCCGUGGCACCCCCCCCCCCCCCCCCCCCCCGGCCGGGCUGUCCCAUCUCUUCGCAGCGUUUUGCCUUUCUUUUCGGUUCACCGGCGCCGAGGGGUGACCGCGCCGAGCGCCCCGCGGGCAGGGGCCAGUGAGGUCCCUUGGUGCUAUCUGCCCCCCCACACACCGCCCUCCUGUGACGCCGCUCCUCGUCCCACCCGGCUCUGCGCCGGGGGCUUGUCCUUGCCAAAAUACCUCACCUGUGCCUGAGCCCCGCAGCGCCCGGCUCCCGGCAGGGCUGGCCAGGUCGGCAGCGCAGGGUGGGGACUGUGGGGCGCCCCGGGGCUCGGGGGUGGUGGGUGCCCCACUCCGGUGAGGGGCUUUGGGCACGGUGGGGCAUGACACAGGUGAUAUGCAGGGGACACGGGCGGUGGGACAGGGCCGUGGGGAUGCUGGAGAGGGGCUGUACUGGGGUGUGGGGGGCUCCUGUCACCCCCAGGGAGCAGGUGGCGGUGGGGAGUGAGCAGGGGACAUCUGGCGUCUGGCCACCCCCCCAUGUCCCCUGCUUCCCCAAGCCCCCCAGGUCCCGGUGUCUCCCUUCAUCUCAGCCCUCGGUUCCCCCCGGUGUGGGUUCUGGCCGUGCCUGCGCCCCAGGGGGGGCCCCCGCUCCGUGUGGGAUGCAGCCCCCAGCCCUGAGCCAGGCCCCCGAUGCCGGCCGGGCGGUGUGGGGCGGUGGCUGCACCCCACCAUCCCCUCCCGCCCUCCUGGGAACCGCUUCAUCGCGUCGUGUUUGUUUUCACCUGGUAGGUGACAUUUGUGUGACAUUUUCUACCUCCGCUGACGCUGGUGGGGCAGGGCCUGCCUGGCACCGGGGGGGGGCAUUGCAGGGUAGUGGCAUCGCUCCCGGGGGCUCCCCAAGGCCAGAUUCACCCCCAGGCGUUCUCUCCCCCCCUUUCCCAGCUGGGAGCAUUUCCAUCCACAUCCCCAUCAGCAUCAGCCCCCCCAGCUCAGAGGUGUGAACCCGAGCCAGGAUCCUGCCCCUGCCCCCGGCGCCCCCCAGUCCCCACAGAGGAGCGGGGCUGCCCUGGGUCUGAAUGUGUGCCCUGCUCCUGCGGGGCCGGGCUCCCCGGGUCCCUGCCCGAAGGGCUGUGCUGAAUGUACCCCCCCCGUACCCCCUCCCGCGUCCGUGUGUCCGUCCUCUGUGUUUGCAGCUGGGUCCGAAGGGCAGAGCUGCCGGCCUCCCCAGGCCGUGCACCGCUCGCAGCAUGUGCAGAGCCCCCCGGCACGCACCCACAGCCCCCCCGUGCCUUCCCCCAGCCCUGGUGCCCCCCCCAGUCCCCGAGCUGUGCUGGCCCCGCGGUGCUGAGCUGUGCCCCGGGCCGGCAGCCCUGCCCCAGCCCCGCUGUGCCCCUGCGGGCCGGGCUGCUGCGGGGUCCGCAAGGUGCUGCGGGGUCCCCAAGGCGCAGCGGGGUCCCCAAGGCGCAGCGGGGUGCGCGGUGCCGCUGGUGCCCCCUUGCUUUUUUUUCCCAUUUCUCCGUAGCUCGAAGGCCCCGGAUGACUGCGGGCUGGGGUGGGCCGGGCUGGGGUCACUGAUGCUAACUGGUGCUAACUGAAAGCCUCGGAAAUCCUUUCGGAGGAGGGCAUAGAGCAUCGCGGGGUCUGGGCAGCGGGCUGGCCCCCCCGGGACCCGCACUCCUCCUCUCCCACCAGUAACGGGCAAAAAAAAUCCCCCAUCCAGCCGAGCUCUGGGGGCAGCCCCGUCCAGCUGGGCUCUCAGCGGAGGAGGCUUCUGUUAUCCUCAGGGAAGCACGACGGGAAGAUGGGACCCGGGGGGGGGGGUUGAGGUGCGGGGGCAGCCAGGAGCCCUCCGCGGCCCUGGGAGCCGCCGUGCGGUGCCGUGCCGGUGCCGGUUCCUGCACCCUCUGCCCGUGCCCCCAGGGUUCGGAGCCACGCAGCCUGGGGUGAUCUGCGCCCCCCCCCCCCCCCCCAACCCGUGCUCUUUCCCCGGGGGGGCGCGGGUCGGAGGGACACUUUUCUAUGCACUCAAGCCACGGUACCCUCAGCCCCGGGCUGCUCCCGUGUCGGGGUCAGGGCAGCGGCUGCAGGAGCCGGGGCUGGCUGCGGUGCGGCGUGGGGCUGCACGUGGUGCUGGGCCCCCUCCCCACACGCAGCUCCACCUGCACCGUGCUUGCAGCCCCCAUGCCUGGCCCAGUCCCGAGCCAACGGGGCUGAACAGCCAGCGCCGAGGGGGGGCUGGUGGUGGUGGCGAUGGUGGUGCCAGGCCAUCAGCACCCGCUGGCAAGGGAGCGCCGAGGGGGCUCGACCCGGGGCUGAGCUGGGUGCUGUGGGGCAGGGGCAGCUCCGGGGCUGCUCCAGCUCCCUCUGGGGAAGGGGGUCCUGGUCCCGGGGGGGGG
Molecule: messenger RNA, 4026 nt
Organism: Cygnus olor (mute swan)
Lineage: Eukaryota; Metazoa; Chordata; Aves; Anseriformes; Anatidae
Gene: XKR7
Product: XK related 7
Exons: 3
Coding region: 1-1620 (539 amino acids)
Biological process (GO): apoptotic process involved in development; phosphatidylserine exposure on apoptotic cell surface; engulfment of apoptotic cell
Cellular component (GO): plasma membrane
Source: RefSeq, a predicted model, not a curated record